Drosophila takahashii is the source of this 1562-nucleotide messenger RNA. RefSeq names its product Cytochrome P450 4d8 (gene Cyp4d8). Gene Ontology annotation, molecular function: heme binding; monooxygenase activity; iron ion binding. Lineage: Eukaryota; Metazoa; Arthropoda; Insecta; Diptera; Drosophilidae. The record is from RefSeq and is a predicted model, not a curated record.
AUGUUGCUGUUCCUGCUGGUUGUGUUGCUCUUGGCGGCGGGCUGGAUCAUACAUCUUGGCCAGGCCGAUCGCCGGCGGAAGGUGGCCAACUUGCCUGGACCCGUGUGUCCGCCGCUCAUUGGCGCCCUUCAACUCAUGCUGCGGAUGAACCCCAAAACCUUCCUGAAGUUGGGCAGGGAGUACGUGACCCGAUAUGGUCACCUCCAGCGAGUAUGGGUGUUUAAUCGCCUGCUGAUAAUGAGUGGCGAUGCGGAGCUGAAUGAGCAGCUGCUAAGCAGCCAGGAGCAUCUGGUGAAGCAUCCGGUGUACAAAGUACUUGGACAGUGGCUGGGUAACGGAUUACUCCUCAGCGAUGGAAAGGUGUGGCACCAGCGCCGCAAGAUCAUCACGCCCACCUUCCAUUUCUCGAUCCUUGAGCAGUUCGUUGAGGUAUUCGAUCAGCAGUCAAACAUUUGUGUCCAACGAUUGGCGCAGAAGGCUAAUGGUGAGACAUUCGAUGUUUACCGAAACAUUUGUGCAGCCGCUUUGGACAUCAUAGCCGAAACAGCCAUGGGCACGAAAAUAUAUGCCCAGGCCAACGAAAGCACUCCCUAUGCAGAGGCAGUCAAUGAAUGCACUGCUCUGUUAAGCUGGCGAUUCAUGUCGGCUUACCUGCAGGUGGAGCUGCUGUUUACACUCACCCAUCCCCACCUGAAAUGGCGUCAGACGCAGCUCAUCCGCACAAUGCAGGACUUUACCAUCAAGGUGAUCGAGCAGCGUCGUCGGGCUUUGGAGGAUGAGCAGAAGCAACAAAGGUUAAGGGACACUGGAGAUAAUGAUGUGGGUUCUAAACGGCGGAUGGCCUUGCUGGAUGUCCUGCUGAUGGCCACUGUUGAUGGCAGACCUCUGAACAACGAUGAGAUCCGCGAAGAGGUGGACACCUUCAUGUUCGAGGGCCACGAUACCACCACCAGUGCCUUGUCCUUCUGCCUGCAUGAGCUCUCGAGACAUUCGGAAGUGCAGGAAAAGAUGCUGGAGGAGAUUCUGCGGGUCCUGGGCACCGAUCGUAGCCGACCCGUCAGCAUUCGGGAUCUCGGAGAGCUGAAGUACAUGGAAUGCGUCAUCAAGGAGUCGCUGAGGAUGUAUCCACCUGUACCCAUCGUGGGACGCAAACUGCAGACUGACUUUAAAUACACUAACUCUAAGUACGGCGAUGGAGUAAUUCCUGCCGGCUCAGAGAUAAUAAUCGGAAUCUUUGGAGUCCAUCGGCAACCAGAGACCUAUCCCAAUCCAGAUGAUUUCAUUCCGGAGCGACAUGAAGACGGAAAUCGAGUUCCGCCCUUUAAAAUGAUACCUUUCAGUGCCGGACCACGUAAUUGCAUAGGUCAGAAGUUCGCCCAGCUGGAGAUGAAGAUGAUGCUGGCCAAGAUUGUGAGGGAGUACGAACUCCUGCCGAUGGGUCAAAGGGUGGAGUGCGUCGUGAACAUCGUCUUGCGAUCGGAUACAGGAUUCCAACUGGGAAUGCGCAAGCGCAAUAGCACAUAAGCUUUAGGGAUAUUUCAGGACUUUUAAUAUUAAAUUGU